AUGCGUAUAAAACUACUGUUCCUGCUUCUCAUCUUGGUGAUAUGCACUUUUUCAUUCGAUCCUGUAAAAUCAAACGAUAAAGGAAAGGCUGCUGCUUACAGAGACAAAGCAAAGAAAGCAAGUCUUACAAAACUUGAAGAUGAUGGUGAAAAGACAUUGGAUGAAGCGGAAAAAGAGGCUGGAGUAAGUAUAGAUGAUGAAGUUGAGGAUGACGAGGAAGAGGAAGAAGAUGUUCCGAAGAAAAAAGUAGUGAAAAAACCUCUGAAAAAGGAAAAGAAAACGGAUUCGAAAAAAGAAAAGCCUACUAAAACUCGCAAAUCUAAGAAAAAUGAUCAAGAGAUCUUACCCAAACCAACAGCCACAGCGAUACCUAACAUGACGUCAUUCGAUUUCCUUGAAAUGGUUUCAAGAAAACAUCGAAUUCAAAAGUUGAGAGAUAUUAUCUCUGAUUCACCGACUGACAGUAUUGAGGCUAUGAGACAGAUAACGGAGGAAGUAAAGGAUGAAACAGAAGACACCGACGACGCGAAUGAAUACAAAGCCUGCAGUGGUGGAGAAGAUGAUGAACUUUGUCAUUGCGACAUGGAUGAAAUCAAUUGUAGCGCGAUUGUCAUGGACGCUGAUGAACCACAGCUUCAAACCGCCGAUCUGUUGAUUAUGAAAGAAGAUUUCAAACCAAUCAUAGCUAAUUUCUCGUCAAAUGCCAUUACUAGACUUCAGAAGAAAAGAGUGCUUCCUGGAUUUGAGAAAUAUGUCUCUGUGAUGGAUAUGUCUUUCAACAAAAUUCGAUAUGUUGAUAGUGAUACGUUCAAGCCAUUCACCAACUUGUCUAAACUUGAUUUGUCACAUAACACAUUGACACAGGUCAAGAAACCUGUUUUUGAUGCAGUCAAAGACACCCUCCACCGUUUAGAUCUUGGAUACAACCGCAUAAAAACACUAGCUGACAACACUUUCGAGGGGUUGAGCAAUUUGAAAAGAUUGACUUUGGACGGAAACCCAAUCAAAAUUUGGAGCAAGGGAAUCUUCAAAGGACUUGACAAUCUCGAGGAGCUCAGUUUGGACAACUGCAAGAUUACUGAUCUUCCAGGGGACAUUUUCGAAUACCUUCCAAAAUUGAAAACGCUCUCUCUGCGUGAAAACCCAAUGGAUGAGAUUCCAAGUGUUGUUGCCAAUUCAAAAACUUUGAUCAACGUUGACUUGAGUGCAACAAAUCUCACUGAAAUCCGAGACCAUGCAUUCUCUGGGGAUUCCGAUUUGGAAGAGAUCAAUUUGGAAAAGAUGCCGUUCCUGUACGCAAUCAAAGACUGCGGAUUCUGUGGUCUUCCAAAACUCAAAAUUCUUCUUCUGAAUGAUAACGAGAAGCUCAUGGAAGUUCAUCCGAAUGCAUUCGGAUUUAUCAAAUCUGACCCAGGACACAAGGCUGCUUCCAUCACCACACUGACUCUUCACAACUCUAAUGUCUCUACAAUCAGUGAACACAUGCUGGACUACGACAAAUUGCAAACUUUCAAAAUUGGAGGAAACCCAUGGAAGUGUGAUUGCGACACUCAAUUUUUGAUGGAAGAGAAAUUCGCAUUCAAGGAGGAUUCGGUCGCACCAAUGUGUGCAUACCCUGCUGAGCUCGUAGACCACCACCUGGCUACUGUUCGUGUUACCGAUGCUUGUGAAAAUGCUCGUUUCUUAGGACGAUCCGGACGAUUCAGCUCUGUUCUUGGUAUUGCUCUCCUCGUCGCUUUCGUGGCUAUUGGAUGCUACUACGGAAUCACCACAGGAGCUCUUGAGAGAUAUUCCCGAAGGCUGAGAAAGGAGCCAGAGGUGAGCUACACAAACUUGCAAGCUGCCGGAGAAGAUUUCGCACUGGAAGCUGACUUCCAACCAAGACCAGCGGAAGUUUAA
Molecule: messenger RNA, 1899 nt
Organism: Caenorhabditis remanei
Lineage: Eukaryota; Metazoa; Nematoda; Chromadorea; Rhabditida; Rhabditidae
Exons: 13
Coding region: 1-1899 (632 amino acids)
Cellular component (GO): extracellular matrix
Molecular function (GO): protein binding
Source: RefSeq, a predicted model, not a curated record